AUGGCCCCGCGGGCGCUGCUGCUGCUGCUGCUGCCGCUGCUGCCGCUGCUCGGGGGCUCCGCCGCGCGCCCCGCGCCCCCCAGGGCCCCCCGGCACUCGGACGGGACGUUCACCAGCGAGCUCAGCCGCCUGCGGGAGAGCGCGCGGCUGCAGCGGCUGCUCCAGGGCCUGGUCGGGAAGCGCAGCGAGCAGGACCCCCAGAACAGCACGUCCUGGACCAAGUCUGCCGAGGGGCCCUUCUGCCUGCUGUGGUCCGACGCGCCCGCCCUGCGGGCCUGGACGCCCCUGAGGGCCCCCCUGGAUCAGGCCUGGUCCCCCAGGCUGCCUCCUGGACGGAGGUCUGCAGUCCUGGUUUCCGGCCCGGUGGUCCCUGCGGAGACCCAGAUGCGGCUGUGACGACGAAGGAACCUCCCCUCUUCCCGCCUCGGACCAGAGAGCCUGGACAGGGGGAAGGGGU
Eptesicus fuscus (big brown bat) is the source of this 457-nucleotide messenger RNA. RefSeq names its product secretin (gene SCT). Gene Ontology annotation, cellular component: extracellular region. Gene Ontology annotation, biological process: positive regulation of somatostatin secretion; brain development; positive regulation of pancreatic juice secretion. Gene Ontology annotation, molecular function: hormone activity. The transcript is spliced from 4 exons. The coding region runs from base 1 to 396 and encodes 131 amino acids. Lineage: Eukaryota; Metazoa; Chordata; Mammalia; Chiroptera; Vespertilionidae. The record is from RefSeq and is a predicted model, not a curated record.